AACCUGAACUUCUUGACUCUGUCAAACUACACAACACUGCCGCGUAAUCAUGGUGCUGUCAGUGAUCGCAUCCCAACUAAUGGAAAUUUCUCUGCUGGAGCUUGGAACAUCACCACUCUAUAUAGUACUACAAGUACGUUUCAAGCGGUUCUGAUCACCAAUGGGACGGACUCCUAUGCAGUGUUCAUCUAUGAGUGUGGAGGGAUGGAGUGGGGUGGGGCCGAGAUAGGCUGGCAGGCUCCCAGACUCUACGGCAAUAACAAUGUCCAGGAAGCUCACUACCUCAGUGGUAGUGUUGAGUCAGCUGAUAUUGGGUGUCUCUAUUCCAGCAACCACAGUGCCAUUGUCUACAGACUAUAUAGAGCAUGUGAAGCUUUUGAUUGGUUGUGUGACUAUGGCACUUGUGUGGCUGGGCAAAAGAGGUGCGACGGGUAUCGUGACUGCAGAGAUGGUACUGAUGAACAAGAAUGUGAAAACAGAGCAUCUGCUAGUAAGAAAGUUGUCCACGACUAA
Molecule: messenger RNA, 513 nt
Organism: Geodia barretti
Lineage: Eukaryota; Metazoa; Porifera; Demospongiae; Tetractinellida; Geodiidae
Source: the annotation of a GenBank genome assembly